Molecule: messenger RNA, 1179 nt
Organism: Lodderomyces oxycetoniae
Lineage: Eukaryota; Fungi; Ascomycota; Pichiomycetes; Serinales; Debaryomycetaceae
Gene: TRM12
Product: Trm12p
Exons: 1
Coding region: 1-1179 (392 amino acids)
Biological process (GO): wybutosine biosynthetic process; tRNA methylation
Cellular component (GO): cytoplasm
Molecular function (GO): tRNA methyltransferase activity; S-adenosylmethionine-dependent methyltransferase activity
Source: RefSeq, a predicted model, not a curated record
AUGAUUCAAUUAAAUAUAAGAGAUACUAAACAACUAAAGCCUGUUACAGAUGUCUUGAAAGAAAACCAAUGGCUAAACAAGCAAAAGAAGAUUGAGAAUCAUAAUGGCGUGUUUGUAAUUUACACCAACCUAAAAUCACUUCCACCAAUACUUUCGCAAUACGAUUUCUCCCAAUACGAUAAUGAGCCAAGAGCCAAAAUCAGUUUGCGCUAUUGCAUAGAAACAUACUAUAAACAGCAUGGCUUGAACAAGUUGGAUUUUGAAAUUCCCAAGAAAUGGUCCAUCUAUCCACCAAUGGUGCUUUUCAAUGCCAACACCGAUAAAAAAUACUUACCCAAAGCAUUAUGUCAAGAGCUUUUAAAACACCAAGUCAAGAUUUUUGGUCGUUGUGGAAUUACCCAUUUGGCUAUAAAUAAACCAAUAAUUGAAUCCGAUGUAAUGAGGCGGCCGUUCAAUAUAGUGCCCUUGUAUGGCGAUUUUGGACCAGAGCUUGCUAUGGAUCAUUGGCCAACUGAAGCAGAUUUUACCAAUGCGUUUUGGUGUCAUGUUGUCCAAAACGGAAUAUACCAAACUUGGGCUCCAAAGUAUACCAUGUUUUCAAGAGGUAACAUAAAGGAAAAGAAGAGAAUAUUAGAUUGCUACAAGAAUUUGGAUGGCAGCAUUGUAGUGGACUUUUAUUGUGGAAUUGGCUACUUUGCCCUAAGUUACUUGAAAAACGGAGCUAAAGUUUUGUGUUGGGAAAUUAAUCCGUGGUCAAUUGAAGGAUUCAAAAGAGCAUUGCAACAUGCUGGUUACAAGUAUAAAAUUUAUCAACAAGAUGAAAGUUUCCAGAUUGACGAAUUGAAAAAUGUUGAUGCAUGUUUGUUUUUGGAAAGCAAUGAAAAAUUACUAGAGAGAUUUGAGCAUGUAAAGGAAAAGAAAUUGAAUAUAAAACAUAUCAAUCUAGGCUUAUUGCCUAGCUCGAGACCUAGUUGGAAAACGGCUCAUCAAUUGGUUACUAAUAAAUCUUGUUGUGAGACAAUUGUCCAUCUACAUGAAAAUGUUCACACUAAUUAUAUCGAUACUUUAAAAAAUGAGAUCGAGGCUAGAUUUCAAGAGAGUCGCGUACUUUAUGUUGAAAGAGUAAAGACAUUUGCUCCUGAUAUCUGGCAUAUCGUCUACGAUGUUGAAAUUAAAUAA